AUGGCAGCAGCAGAGGUCCUCCCAAAAUCUACAUGGAGGAAGAAGCGUUCCCAAAAGGGCAAGUCUAGAUUCAAAAUUCUUGACACACGGAAGGUCAGCACGCCAAAGCCGCCGCUAACUGCUAGGAAAGCGUCGGUGCGCAAGGCGAGGAAAAAGAAGACAGAAGCCGGCCGUGAUGGCGCUGUCGAAAACACCGUGCGCCGUAGGCUCGACCUGGAGGAGGAAGCCGGCGAUGGCGGCGUCGGCGGAAACCCCCUGCUGGUGCGCCGCAGGCUCGACCUGGACGACGCCAAGAUCGGCAGCGGCGCACCGCUCUGUUCCUUCAGCAGGGCCAUGCUCAUGGACAACCUGAGAUCCCUCGUCAAGCUCGCCUUGGGCGACGACGUCAAGAAGCCACCCCGCACGUUAGCAUCGCCGAAGAUCGAUCUGCGUUCCUACAGCCGAGCACAGCUGAUGGAGAACCUGAGGUCCCUCGCCAAGCAAAACACCCUGCUGCUACCCCUCCCCGACGUCGACAGCUCCACCACCUCCACGGCAGAUGGGCAGGGCACCACCAAGGGCAAGAAGAAGAAGGCGAUGCUGACAAGACGGGUGCCCAAACUUGUCCUGAAGCCUUACAAGAGCAAGCAGCGGGCCGCUGCCGCUACUGAUGAAGAUGAAGACGCCAUCGUUGCCGAUGACGAUGACCCCAUCGCCAUGGCGCUCUCCAUUCGCAACGAGUCCACUGGAACGGAGCUGAUGUACGUGCCGCACUGGGGGUUCGAGUCUGUGGUGCUCCCCAACGCGAAGACGCUGCGGCAGCUGGUGCGCAUCACCCCCGCGAUAGAGGCAGCGUACAAUGAGCUGGUGCGAUCGGACGAGACGUGCUUGGGUGACGACCUGGACGGCGUCCCGGAGGGCCCUGAGCUGGAAGAGGAGCGCCAACGUUUGCAGGUCUUGGUGGAUAAGUUCAUGGGGCCUGCACGCGCAAUCAUCGGUAAAAGGGAGUUUUCGAAUUGGAAAGGAUCCGUACUUACUUCCGUAGUCGGCACGUUUCUAACACAAAAUGUCACUGACGUUACAUCAAGCAAUGUUUUCAUGAACAUUGCUGCGAAGUUCUCCUUUGCGAAGAAUGGAAGCAAUGCCGGCCAAAGUACAAAUGUACCUUUGAUAACAGAUUGUGAUUCAGGAGUGUCUGAACGACGUGAUAAUAAGCACAUAAACCAGCUCAUUGCAUCGUUCAGAACGGGAGAAAUAUCAAAUUGGGACAAGGACAAAGAGCAUAUAAAGGAGGUGUUGGAGAAAAGGUUUGAAGAUUCGACGGUUGAGAAAAUUUUACAGGAUAUUAAAUCUUUCCUAGAGAACGAUACUUCUUGUUGGAAAUACCUGCUUGAGGAAGCCUACAAAAAUGGGUAUCGGAAGGAGGAAACAGAUGAAACAAUUGAUUGGGAGACUCUACUGCACGCAUCGUUUGGUGAAAUUGAAGAAUGCAUCAAGGACCGUGGAACUCACUCCCUUAUGGCAUUCAGAAUACUGUUUUUACUCAUACGGAUCAAGAGAGAUCAAGGAAGCAUUGACCUCGAGUGGCUUAGAUACAUCCCCCGUGCAAAGGCAAAGAAGUACCUACAGAGUAUAAUAGGGAUUGGAUAUAAAAGUGUUGACUGCAUCCGUCUCCUAUCACUGAGGCAUAGAGGAUUUCCGGUUGAUGUAAAUGUAGCUCGCAUAGUGACAAGGUUAGGAUGGGUCCCACUUCAACCUUUAGGUGAUUCUAUAGAGUUCCAUAUGGUGGACAAAGAACCUGUCAUGGCUAAAAUUCAGGAGUAUCUUGAGCCCUUAUUCUGCAAUAUUCCUUCACACAUACGGUAUGAAUUGCAUUGCCAACAAAUAACAUUUGGAAAGUUAAUAUGCGCCAAAAAUCGACCGAAUUGUGGCGCCUGCCCAUUUACUGAAGAUUGCAAGUACUAUAAAAGUCUCUUUCAAAUAGCCAGGCACGACCUUCUGAAGUAUAGUCAGCAGGAUGGAGGAGGGCAAACAGACAUGGUUGAAAGAAUACAUGAUGCUGUAAUGGUCAAACCAAGUCGUGAACACACAUAUCAGUGCCAAAUUGAAAUGGGAAAAAGUACAGAAAGGCAUAGCACCGAGCCUAUUAUUGAGAUACCACCAACUCCACCACAUGAAUACCCAGAAUCAUCAAGUGAGGGAGAGUAUGAACAAGAGUAUCAGGAAGAGUACGAACAAGAGUAUCACAAUAUUGUUGAUAUAGAAGAUGUUGUUCCAUGUUAUGAUGUAGCGUUUGAUAUUCGGCCAAAGAAACCUACUGAACAUGCAACGACAGGGCCAUCACAAGGAACAGAUAUGAUUUUGAUCCAUCCACAUGACAACCCAAUCCCAAUUCAAAGGAGAUACAAUCUACGAACAGAGUACCUUGCGUACAUAAUCCCAGAUGGGCAUGAAAUCUUGGACACGUUUGAACCAAGGGUUCAUGGUGAUUGCAACCCGUAUCUCUUUAUAAUUCGUGAUUACGAUGACCAUAGUGUGAAUGCUACAAUUAUGAUACCUUGCCGGACAGCAAACAGAGAAAUAUUCCCAUUGGAUGGUACAUACUUUCAAAUAAAUGAGGUUUUUGCAGAUCAUUCAUCUACCCGUUCACCUAUACAAAUAAAAAGAGAUAUUUUCUGGAACUUCAGAAGGUGUAGGGUGUACUUUGGCACAUCAUUAACUACCAUCGCCAGAGGUCAAACGCAAGAAGGAAUUCAACGUUUAUAUCAUUCAGGGUACAUAUGUUGUAGAGAAUUUGACCGCAGUUCUAGGCGUGCAACAAUAUUAUCUCCUGUACUUCAUACCAAUACCACUAAUAGAGUACAGCAAAAAACCGGCAAGAAAAGGCACAUGCCUGAUUCAAGCCCGAAUUCAGUGGAAGGUAAUGACAAAGAUAGAGCCCAAUGCAGUUAG
This is a messenger RNA of Miscanthus lutarioriparius, 2931 nucleotides long. The record is from the annotation of a GenBank genome assembly. Lineage: Eukaryota; Viridiplantae; Streptophyta; Magnoliopsida; Poales; Poaceae.